CGACCGAAGUUGGGAUGAAGGAGAGGAUGUACGAGGGCGCAGCCGCGUCACAGCACACCAGCCAAAAUCUGCGCGACGUCGUCCGUUUCUGUAUUAACACGUUCCGAGCAUUCUAUGCCGGGGACGUCGGGGCUGCAUUCACCGUCGUUGCAGCCGCAACCGCUGCAUCGGACGUCAAACGAGCCACCGACUCCUCCUGCCGUGGGCCGAACAGUCUCGCGGCAAGAGAAGCGUCGCCGCGCGAUCCUGCCAUGGGCAAUCUCCAAAGCGAGGCUAGAAAGAAAGGAAAGAAGGGCAAAGGGGCUGCGGAUGGAACUGCCAGCACGCCAGGAUCCGUAGCGGAUGGUCUCGACGACGCGACCGACACCGGGGAUGAUGGAGAAACGGGUGAAUCGGAGGAAACACCUGCUAGAAAGAUGGAAGUAUGUCAGAGACAUGGGGUGGAAAAGCGACCGCUUCACAAGAGACAGGCUCCGAAACCACCUGGAUCUACCGAGAGAAAGGUCAGCCCAGUUGUACCAGAGCUAUCGGGGAAAAAGUCAUACGUACGAGAAAAACACGAUAAAGAAGAUGGAUUUCAAAGAGCGAUAGAACGAGUCGAGUUAACAGAAACGAAGACCAAAGAAAAUUCAUCGGGAACGACAUUAUUGCCAGCAACAAAUCAGAUUCAAAAGCAAGACCCGACGCUCCUGGUCACAGACUCAUGGCGAUUGGCCAAUCAGUGCAUGGUUGUGACUGAGAUUUCGAUGCCACCUAGCCAAGAAUCUUCGAGCGACAGCGUGUUCACCGAUCCCGAAGAAUUAGCCGGCGCUACGAAUGGCGCCAAGGAGGAAGCAGUCUCGACGUCAUUGGCGCUUGUUUUGAAGAGUCACGAGGUCGAACCGUCUUCCAUGUCCCCGCUUUUCGAACGGCGAAUCGUUGGAACGUUAAUCUCGGCGCUGCCGGAUCAAUUAAAGUCGAUACUUACGGAAGCCGAAGUCAAACAAUUUGCGGCUGGAAUAUAUUCCAGACUUGUAUCGGAUGGUAUUAUCGGAUCAAUUACGCUCGAUGGUGUCACGCGGAAUAAGGAGCUUACAGAAGAUCAGUCCCAAUGCAAAGAUACGCAAUCUAUAUCGACCGGUUUAACUUGCCAAGGAGUUUCCGCGAAAGACCAACAAGAUUCCGAGAAGGAGUCGCUGAAACGGGAGCUCGAAAAACUUCGAGAACUAGCGAAACAUGCAAACAAAACUACUCAAGGUAAAUCCACGCAGACAUCUCCUACGACAACUUUCCCGGAAGCAAUUUCCGAAGAUUUAUCCAAAGGGAAGUCUUCUGGAACGCUCGGUUCAUCGUCGGAGAAGACUAUCGUUCAGGAUGCGACUUCUCGAGAGCAGUGUUCGAGUGCCACUUGCUCGACAUCAGCCGCAAGUGGUUCGAAGGACGCGAAGGCUUCCGGAAACGACACGACACCGGGCCGUGUUACUCGAUUAUCGUUGACCCUAACUUCCCCACUGCCACAAGUUUCUUCCCCGCCUGCAUACUCGAGUGCACCACCUCCUCCGCCCCCACCACCUCCUCCACCCCCCUCGCCCUUCUUGGACUAUCGUUCUCAGAACAGUUCAGCCUCCGCUUCUCAACCAUCUUUCUCCAUCCCACCGCCACCUCCGCUACCUGCCUCCACCACCGCGACGCAAUCGUUUACCUCUCAACGAAGCAUUACUUCGUUACCGAUAGUUCCACCACCGCCGCCGCCGCCGCCACCUCCUCCCUUGCCGCAGCCGAUCUUACAGCCGAUGACGGGUGAGAUACAAGCAGCACCACCUGCACCUCCUCCGCCUCCACCACCUCCAUCCCCUACACCCUCGAUCUUAAGGCAGGCGUGUUCCAUACCAGUUCCACCACCUCCGCCACCGCCUCAGACACCUCUAUUUAAUUCGAUACCUCCGCCGCCUCCACCACCUCCACCUCCGCCACCACCUUUAUCCUCUGCGUCAAGCAUCAGUCGACUAGACUCAGGACCUCCGAUUCCUCCUCCUCCGCCCCCACCGUCUCCCCCAGCGCCCUUGAUCGGUACGGUGUCCGGAGGACCGCCGCCACCGCCUCCUCCUCCCACGCCUAUGAUGGGCGUGCCGCCACCUCCGCCACCACCUGCAAUCGGAGGCAUUACCGGUGGACCACCGUCCAUACCACGACCGCCGCCUAUGGGUGUAUCCGGAGGUCCUCCUCCACCUCCGCCUCCGCCAGGAAUCCAAGGACCAUCGCAAGGACCUUGCCCUUUACCCGCACCUCCGGUCGGAGGUUGGAACCCAGCCAGCAGAGCGUGCAUGAGAAAAGAGCCGCUCUGUCCCGAGGUUCCUAUGAAACCGCUCUACUGGACCAGGAUUUUGGUACCUGUAGUACCAACGGAGCGUGGUUCCGUCGACGCUCCAGAGUCGGCCGUUCAGAUUCCUCUGUGGGCGGAAAUAGAGGAAGAGAAAAAUCUGGAUAUGAAAGAGUUCGCCGGCCUGUUCUCUCGUCAGGUGACUGCCAGAAAACCGGUCAAAAAAGCGGACGAGGCUUCGAAACCAUCUAAGAUACAACCAGCAAAGAUUCUCGACUCGAAACGAUCCAAGACCGUGGGCAUUUUGGAGAAGAGCUUACACGUAGACUUCUGCGAGGUUGAGAACGCGGUUUAUAACUUGGAUACUAGCGUGGUUAACCUUGAAGCGUUACAGCAGAUAUACGAAAUCAGGCCAACGCAGAAGGAAUUGGACGAGAUAAAAGCUUUCGAGGAGAGUAAUACGGACAUUCCUCUUGAUCGACCAGAGGUUUUUCUCAAGAAAUUGUCCAGUAUAAAUCACUUCUCCGAGAGAAUUGCGUGUCUAAUGUUUCAAGCGGAAUUUCAAGACGCGAUCUCGUUCGUUGCAUCGAAGUUAACAAAUUUACGAAGCACCUGCGAUUUUUUACGGAAUUCUACUUCUCUGAAAAAAGUGAUGGCGUUAAUUCUCACGCUCGGCAAUUACAUGAAUGGCGGAAACAGGACGCGAGGGCAAGCCGACGGUUUUGGUCUGGAAAUUCUAGGGAAGUUGAGGGACGUGAAGUCAAAUGUACCUGGUAUUACGUUACUCCACUAUGUUGUUAGAGCGAGACUAGCUCAAGAGAAGGAUCACAACUUCGAAGAACCUUUGCCCUUACCGGUUCCGGAACCGGCAGACAUGGAGGCGGCAUCGAACAUUAAUUUUGAGAAUGUCUCGGCCGAGUUAGAAAGAUUAAAGAAGGAACUUCAAGUAUGUACCGAAAAAUGUGAAAUCGUCGUUGACGCGGAUCCCGAAUCGUCAGGACCGUUCAAAGAAAAGAUGGAUGCGUUUUUCCGCGUGGCAAGAGCAGAAUUGGCAAACGAGCAGGAAGCUUUGCUCGACGCGAAGAGCAAAUUCAAGGCUGUGAUGCAAUUCUACCAGUACACUCCUAAAGGCGCGAAGAACCUAGACGCGGCCGAUCCGAGCGCUUUCUUCAUCCUCUGGCUCGGUUUCUGUCAGGAUUUCAAGGAUAUCUGGAAAAAGGAGCAACAACGAAUAAGAAAGGAACGAAUGGAAGAGAUGAGAAAGAAAUACGGAAGUAAAACAAAGGUAGAAAAAUUGAAACUAAGCGCCACGGGACUGAAAGCACGGAUUCAGAAGCUCUCACGAAAGUAAAUCUAGAUUCGAUAUCACGAAUACAUCGAUAGGUGCGUUAUAACGAGUCGAACGAAUACAACUAUUCUCGUCUUCGAGCGAGGAUAGUGUCUGGUUGUUACGAAUAAAGAUAGUUUAUGGGAUCGAUCGAUCGAUCGUUCGUCCGUUCCGUUCGGUCCGUCCCACUCUUUACGGCACUAAUUUCGUCGAAAUUAAAACGAAAUAAUGAUUAUUGUUGUAGAUAUAUUCGUUGGCAUGAAUUUGUUAUAUUGUAUAUAGACUGGUUAAGUUUGUGUCUAAUUUAUAAAUACGAUUGUUCCGCGAAUGAAGAAAUCGAAGUAAUUCUAAUAAACGAUACUUUUUACAUGUC
Molecule: messenger RNA, 3999 nt
Organism: Bombus terrestris (buff-tailed bumblebee)
Lineage: Eukaryota; Metazoa; Arthropoda; Insecta; Hymenoptera; Apidae
Product: formin-2
Exons: 9
Coding region: 15-3650 (1211 amino acids)
Biological process (GO): actin filament network formation; actin nucleation; cortical actin cytoskeleton organization
Cellular component (GO): cytoskeleton; actin filament; cytoplasm
Molecular function (GO): microtubule binding; actin filament binding
Source: RefSeq, a predicted model, not a curated record